GUGAUCUCCCAUUUAAAUUAAAGGACACUAUUAUGUCUGAUUUGCGAUUACUUACAUUGUUGGAGUGUGGGCUUCCAUCAUGGGUCAUCUUCCUACAGUCCUAUCCUGGGCUUUGCCAUAUCUAUCGUCCGUGGAUGUGCCCCUUAGCAAGAUUCUUAUAUGUUCUUAUUUCUGUCAUUACUGUUCUAAUAGGAUUUUAUGAUCUGUACAAAAAUGUACCUCUCAUCAAAUCAGCAGCUUCUCAUGUGUUUGGACCUUUUUUUGAUUGGAUAGAAACAUGGGAAAUGAUAUCAAGAAUUAGAUACUUGGGGACAAUGUUGUUUCUCCACAAUUUUGAGAAGGCCUUUAAGUGGUUUCUCUCAAUGACGCGUACUGUUCAGUCUUUUCUAUCAAUUCUCACACAACCAUUUACAGGACCAUUUUCUGAGUUUUUGGAAUUCUUCCUUCCGUUUUGGAACUUGUGUGAUCAAGCGGCGGAUAGUUUAUUUUCAAUGAUAUGGGACAUGCUUAUUGUACCCUAUUCGCUUGGUCAUGGGGUGCUAUAGUCUUAGUGCCGGUGUAUGCUCUUUCAUGCAUGAAGUGAUUGUAGACUUAUGGAUGUUUUCAAGUAGUAUUCUCAGACUCACUUCAGAGGUUGAGUCCACGGUGGCCUCAGCUGAGGUUUCCGCAUGGCGUUCCCUUUGGAAUGACCUUUUCUCCCAGAUUUUUCGUGCUCUUCGAAGCAUUCUCAAUGGUGUUGUUGCCUUCCUCAUGGCCUGCAACCGGCAUCGCUUAAGCAUUUAUAAUCAUACAAAAGAGUUAAUUAAAAAAUUAUCUCAAUCCAGUGAGACAAGCCAGCUGACAGUUUACAGUGGACAUGUAUCAACAACACAAACGUUGGAAGAUAAGCAUGUUCAGUAUCAGCACCUAAGAGAAAGUUUAGAGUCACAGAAGUUAUUGUAAAAAACAGCAACAAUCUUUAGAGCAGGGGCGAUCCAGAAAUCCAAAUUGGACUAUGCGGAAGAUUUGUUAUACCACACUUAAACAUUACUGAGGUAGGCUAAAUAUUAAAAAUGAAAAAUAUUACUAAAAGAUUUUGCAAAAACUAACUCAUCCUAUGCUUCAACCAACCAUAGCAUUAAAGUAAAACCUCGCCUGCUUUAGAGUAUACUAAUGGUCAUAGCCAUAGCCAGGCCAGCAAGUUAGGUACUAGCCGUGAGUUCCCACAAUUGUUGAAGUCCACAACGGUGAAACCUUUUUCACAAACAUUGGCUGCUCACUUUGACAACAUUCCAACUUUUUUGUUUCUUAUUUUAGUUUGCAUAUAUUGGUUAUUGUAGUUGGACAGAAAGUCUGGAACAUAUGUAAAUGAUGUACAUAUAUUGCCUUGACUAUUUGUAAUUUGUAAAUGAUAGUCAUUUUUUUGGGGUUA
Cuscuta epithymum is the source of this 1411-nucleotide messenger RNA. NCBI's taxonomy places the organism in Eukaryota, Viridiplantae, Streptophyta, Magnoliopsida, Solanales, Convolvulaceae. The record is from the annotation of a GenBank genome assembly.